Cladocopium goreaui is the source of this 1195-nucleotide messenger RNA. The record is from the annotation of a GenBank genome assembly. NCBI's taxonomy places the organism in Eukaryota, Dinophyceae, Suessiales, Symbiodiniaceae.
CAUGGAUCCUCCAGCCCCGCCACCCGAGUUGCCGGAGCCUCCUGCGCCACAGCCGCCUGAACCGCUGGGCCCUGUGGAGGCCGUCUGUCGGCUGCAGCGCUGGUACCGGGCGCAGGCGCGCCGGCGGCGAUUUCUGGUGAUCGUCAACCGCGCGCGGCGGAGGAGGAAGUACCUGGAGGAGAGGAGGCGGGUGGCGCAACGCGUCUAUGCCACGGAGGCGGUGAUUGACGAGAUGAAGGCGCGCCUGGCCAUGCCCUUUGGGCACCGCCUGGUGGGACGCUACGCAGAGGCGAGGGAGGCGGAAGCGGCCACGCGCGUGCAGAGCUUGUGGCGCGCCGUGAGGGCCAAGAAGAAGUUGGUGAAGCUGGUUGGGGAGCAAAAACUGCAGCAGGCCGCCAAGAAGCUUCAAGCUUUCGCCCGGCGGCGCUGGCAACGGCAGCGGCAGUCGCCCCUGGUGCGGUCGGCGGUGGAGAACCCAUUUUGGAGACCGAUCCAGGAAGAGCGAGUGAAGCUGCAUGAGAACGAGGUGCUGAAGAAGCGCAAGGAGUGGAGUUCCCUGACAGGUCGGGGGCUCACCGAGGCACAGCUGAAGAUCCAGGCCGAAGGGAAGUACCAUGAAUUCUUGGAAGGAGCGGGUCGCUGGCGCUACGAUGUCUGGCGCACCUUGCUGGAACGUGAUCAGACUCGACAGAUGAUGGAGGCCUUGACCCGUGCUGAAGGUAAGGGCUUUGACCACCCGGUGACAGGCCUUUGCAGUGCCUUCCUCCUUUCAGAGGCUUCUGAAAAGCACCAACAGCGCGUCGCCCCGGCAGCCGGUCCGGGCGGUCCGGGCAGCGCGGCUCAGCUGAGCUCGGCCACCGAAUCGGCCAACGAAGAGCGGGAGGCGGAUCUGCUGCUGCAGGGCUUGGAAUCUCAGCUGGGCUAUGACUUUUCCAUGCCUGAAUUGUGAAUGAAGCAAAUAGCUAUCUGAGUUCAUGUUGAUUUAAAGAUAUUUUAGUGGUUUCACACCAUUGAGGAUGGUCUGAUGGAGCAUGUGACCCAAACAGAUUGGGUUUGCCAAGAGAAAACUGCUUGGACUUUGAAGCAGUGAUGGCGUUGGCUGCUGAUUUUGGUACAGAACCAAGUCACAAGUCCGCUAAUUUGGUGCAAUUAGCCAGCGGAAUCGGAACUGGCCACGCUGGUGCCACUGGAAACA